AUGAAUUUCAUCAUUUUCUUGCUAAUAACACUUCCUGCGUGCUUGGCGCAAUUCUCGAUACAAGGACCCAGUGACGGGAAUCGAGUCGCCCAGGGCUUAAGAAUAGAGGAAGGGAAAGGAAUCGAGUACACAGAUCAAAAUGAGUCACACGAUGGUGGUUUUAGUAUCCAAGGAGCCACAGAUGGAAAUGCUCAGAUACAAGGUGCCAGCGAUGGCCAUUCCACUUUUCAAAUACACGGUGCCACUCAAGGUGUAGCUGAAAGAUAUAACGUACAAGGACCCAGUGCAGGAGGAUACAACAUUCAAGGAGCGACAGAUGGACAUAGUCAGUCUGUCAUUCAAGGUGCCUACGAUGGUAAUCCAGGUACUACGAAAUCUCUUCAGUACAACGACCCCAGUGGUUUAAGGGUCAACUGGAGAUCGUACGAUCGUCAACCAAGACCAGCGGCACAACCGGAAGCACAGUAUUCGGAAGCUCCGAUUGCAAGCGUGCCAAGAGCACCACACCGUCAGAGAGCUCAUGCACCAAGGCACCCACAGCCACCACCACAACCUGAACCAGUUGCCUUUCAGCAAUCGAAAGCUUUAGAUCAUGCACCUUCGCAUAUCAAGCAUUUGCUUCAAUUACAACAACAACUUCCAUACGUGAACAUCAUCCCUGAACCGUUUAGAUAUGAGAAUUUGUUAUCUACACAAGGCGUACAUCAUCCUCAACAAGUGUCAGGUCAUUACCAACCUCAGCCUCAAUCUCAACCUCAAUAUCUGGAAGAACCUGUACCAGAACUACGACGUCCAACCUAUCGUGGUAAACCACGUGGUCCGCCUAGACACAGAAGACAGGCACAGUACAAACCGGAAGCUCCUGGUGCAUCACAGCAGCAGUAUCGCAGACUUCCGCAGCCACCGGCUGACCCUCAGAUCAAAUACUCACCUAACCUGCCUCCUCAGUUGCAGCAACUGUUGAAAUACCAGGCUCAAACUCCCUAUGUCAACUCGAUCCCUGAACAGUACAGAUUCAAUCCGGAGCCAUCGGCGCAGAUGCAACUAGAGCAGUUCCGCAAUUACUAUCAAGACCUACUGAGACAGCAACCAACAUCUCCCGUCGUGCACACGGUGGAGCAAGCGCCAGCCCCCAGGGGCCCACCACGAGGGCCACAACAUGCAGGGCACAGAGAAAGAAGACAAGCACCUCACCAGCACCAGUCGCAGCUGCAACGACAGCCAUUGCCAGCCGAACCUGUGCCACGAUACUCCACCAACGUUCCCGGUCACAUCCAAAGCUUGCUGAAGUACCAGUCUCAGAUCCCUUACAACAUCAUUGCUAACCAGAUCGAAUAUCGUCUCGAAAAGCCAUACGUGCCUCAGCCUGCACAGCCUCCGUCACCUCCUCAGGUUCGGUAUCAACCUCCUGCUACUGCUGACUCGUACCAAGGUCAAUCCAGUGGUUACAGCCAUGCGUACGCUCCUCAGCCAGAGUAUGCUCCUCAGCCAGAGUAUCCGCAGUACACUCAGGCUCAGUUCGCACCCCAACAGCCUGGGCACGGCGUGCGUCCGGUCACUGAGAGCCAAUACUAA
Messenger RNA from Eufriesea mexicana, 1575 nucleotides. Its product is annotated as bromodomain-containing protein 4. The transcript is spliced from 6 exons. Lineage: Eukaryota; Metazoa; Arthropoda; Insecta; Hymenoptera; Apidae. The coding region runs from base 1 to 1575 and encodes 524 amino acids. The record is from RefSeq and is a predicted model, not a curated record.